Molecule: messenger RNA, 1933 nt
Organism: Xylaria bambusicola
Lineage: Eukaryota; Fungi; Ascomycota; Sordariomycetes; Xylariales; Xylariaceae
Product: biotin synthetase
Exons: 2
Coding region: 464-1639 (391 amino acids)
Biological process (GO): biotin biosynthetic process
Cellular component (GO): mitochondrion
Molecular function (GO): 2 iron, 2 sulfur cluster binding; biotin synthase activity
Source: RefSeq, a predicted model, not a curated record
GGGUAGGUAGCUACACGUAGCGAGAGCAUAUAGCACUUUCAGCAUGAUUAGGAAGGCUACUUUAGCGAAGUCAAGAUGCUCACUGCGAAGGUCCCUCACGUCUUUGUUUUAGGGCGUACUUAAAUCUAUCCACAAUGUAUGCCAAUCUGCAGCCUUAAUGCGUAACACUCACCAUUUUCUUAGGCCACUCCACCGAGGAUGGCAUCUUGCAGCAAUUGCCGCAUAGCCAGUAGCACUGCGCGAAUUACACAGCGCGAAGCACGCGCUCGGGUAAUAGGAAGGCGGGGAAUCCCCUCCACAGGGCAGACAGUUUCUAUGAAAGAGUUGCUGUGACGAACGAACAAAGCUACUGCUAUAACCUCCGUAACACAUUUUAUUCUGUACUUACUGAUAGCACUCUGGCCUUAGGCCAUUACGAACAUCCUAGUUCCAUUGCACGGUCGACUAUCUUGAACUUGGAGUCAUGAGAAAGUUUAACUCUUCUAUUCCUCUUCGGAGACAGGGGGCUUUACUCCCGGGUCCGCUUCCCCUGCGCCCGAGGUUUGCUUCGACGUACCAGCAAGCGAUAGCUGCAACCUCGCCGAGGACGACUUGGACUCGGGAUGAGAUCUCGGAAAUCUAUAACCAGCCCCUUAUGGAACUCGCAUAUGCAGCCGGGAUCGUCCAUCGACGUUUCCACAAACCAGCAGCGAUUCAACUGUGUACUUUGAUGAAUAUCAAGACUGGCGGCUGCACCGAGGAUUGCUCAUACUGCGCUCAGUCCUCGAGGUACAAGACGGGACUCGAAGCGACGAAACUCUCCACAGUACAGUCGGUUCUAGACGCUGCAAGAAUAGCCAAAGAGAACGGUUCCAAUCGCUUCUGUAUGGGUGCAGCUUGGCGAGAAAUGAAAGGACGAAAACGAGGGCUACAAAAUAUUAUAGAAAUGAUCAAGGGUGUAAGAGCCCUUGGUAUGGAAGCCUGUGUGACUCUGGGAAUGCUAGACAAGGAGCAAGCUAUGCAGCUCAAGGAAGCUGGCUUAACUGCUUACAACCACAACCUUGACACAUCACGGGAACACUACUCGAACGUUAUCACCACUAGAACCUACGACGAGCGACUCCAGACAUUAGAAAACGUAAGGGAUGCGGGCAUCCACGUCUGUAGUGGCGGCAUCUUGGGCCUAGGGGAGGUUCCAGAGACUGAUCAUGUUGGAUUGAUCCAUACCUUGGCCACCCUGCCUGAGCAUCCUGAGUCAUUCCCCGUCAACAAACUAGUGCCCAUCAAAGGAACCCCAAUGUUUGGUCAGGACCCUGUCAAGCUAGAGGUCAUUGUCCGCUGUAUAGCGACCGCCAGAUUGGUAAUGCCUGCGACGAUUAUCCGACUGGCCGCCGGCAGAGUGACUAUGCCUGAAAGCGAGCAGAUGUUGUGCUUUAUGGCUGGCGCUAACGCCAUAUUCACUGGCGAGAAGAUGUUGACUACAGACUGCAACAGCUGGGAUGAAGAUAAGGCCAUGUUCGAUCGAUGGGGUCUGGCUCCCCUCGUUACUAAUGCAAGCAAUAUCACACCAGAGCCCAUGUCAGUGCAACAUGGCCAUGCUUCUAUUGAGGAAAUUAGUCACAAGAUACAUAGGCGCGAAGAACUCCAGGCCCAUGGCUAGUAUUGUUGUCAAAUUUUAGCUUUUCCGUUUUCUAACAGAGAAUCUCGAAACUCGGCACUCAUGCUAACAUUUGUUUGGCCCCUUUCCAUUUCCUCGAUAUGAUUUCUGGUGAUGAAUCGAGAAAGCCACUUUUCAAUUGCCCUACAUAGGUUAUCAAUCUGCUCGAUUGUGUUGGUAGCAUGGAUGCAAAUUCGUAUCCUUUCUUGGCCCAGGGGGACAGUUGGUGCUACUAUCGGACGAACCAUGAAUCCAGACCUUUUGCAAUAUUGAGAGAGACUUUUCGGAUAACUAGUA